AUGGGCUCCUUACCUGCUUCACGAGUCCAGCCUGCCAGGGCCUUCCUUCGCAGUGGGGUCGACUAUGCUGGCCCAAUCACCCUCUGCAUGUCAAAGGGUCGCGGCCAGAAGACGGUCAAGGGCUACAUCGCCGUGUUCGUCUGCCUCUGCACCAAAGCUGUCCACCUGGAGCCAGUGUCCGACCUGUCUGCGUCCGCGUUUAUUGCGGCCUUCCGACGGGAGGUUGCUGAGCUAAUCGCCAACGAAGGAACGAAUUGGGAUUUUAUUCCACCCUACUCACCUCACUUUGGCGGCCUGUGGGAGGCGGCGGUGAAAUCCGCGAAGAGGCAUCUUCUUCGGUCAGUAGAGGGUCACAGGCUGACCUUCGAAGAACUGACAACAUUAUUGUGCCAGGUGGAAGCGUGUUUAAAUUCACGACCGUUAUCACCACUCACGGACGACCCCAAAGACUUCUCCGCACUAACACCGAAUCACCUCAUUACGGGUCACUCACUGUCGGCGAUUCCGGAAUCACCGGAAAAUUUAAAUUUCGACGGAGGACACAAAAG
This is a messenger RNA of Osmia bicornis bicornis, 548 nucleotides long. RefSeq lists its product as uncharacterized. Gene Ontology annotation, molecular function: nucleic acid binding. The record is from RefSeq and is a predicted model, not a curated record. The transcript has 2 exons. Lineage: Eukaryota; Metazoa; Arthropoda; Insecta; Hymenoptera; Megachilidae. The annotation marks the transcript as partial.